CAGAGCGCCCUGACCGGGAUGGCGGCCGUUUUGGAGUCGCUGCUGCGAGAGGAGCUGUCGGUCGCAGCCGCUGUGCGGUGGAUCGCGCGCAGCGCCCAGAGUUCGGAGGAUGACCCCGGGGAGGCGGCCGCGCUGAGCUCACUUCGGCCACUGCGGAAGGAAUUCGUGCCAUUCCUGCUGAACUUCCUGAGGGAACAGAGCAGCCGCGUCCUCCCACAGGGCCCCCCAACCCCCGCCAAGGCCCCGGGCUCCUCGACAGCCUUGCCAGGGAGAUCCGGGGGCCCGCCGCGGGGCGGCCGCGGAGCGCGCAACCAGCUCUUCCCUCCGAUCGAGGCUCCGAGCGCCACCGCCGCUGACGCCCCUUCGGCCCGCCGUGGGGGCAGGAGGCGGGGCCCGGGGCCGGCCCGCGAACGAGGAGGCCGCGGCCCCGGGGGCCUGGAGGAGGGGGUCAGCGGGGAGUGCCUGCCCUGGGCCGGGGGCCGAAGGCCCAGAAGCUCUGGCAGCCCCAGCAGCCCCAGCCUCGCUCGCUCUGAUCCGCCAAACCUCAGCAACCUGGAGGAGUUCCCUCCCGUGGGCUCCGUUCCCCCCGGCUCUGCAGGGACCAAGCCUUCCCGCAGGAUCAACCCAACUCCAGUGAGUGAAGAGCGAUCACUUUCCAAGCCCAAGACUUGCUUCACCUCACCCCCAAUCAGCUGUGUUCCCAGUUCCCAACCCUCAGUCUUAGACACUAGCUCUUGGGGCCAUGGGCUUCCUUCAGGGUGCAGAAGUCUACAAGAGGAGCGGGAGAUGCUCAGGAAGGAGCGCUCUAAGCAGCUGCAGCAGUCACCUACUCCUGCCUGUCCCACCCUAGAAUCAGGGUCUCCUCACCCCAGCCGGACAGGACACCUCACAGCUGAACCCGCUGACCCUGCCAGAGUAUCUUCCCGCCAGCGUCUGGAGCUGGUUGCCCUUGUCUACUCUUCAUGCAUUGCAGAGAACCUGGUACCAAACCUCUUCUUGGAGCUUUUCUUCGUCCUUCAGCUCCUUACUGCCCGGAGGAUGGUGGCUGCCAAACACAGUGACCUUGAACCAACUCCAGGAGCUGUAGAUUCCCUGGAAAGCCCUCUGUUCCAGAGUGUCCAUGAUUGUGUCUUCUUUGCAGUGCAGGUUUUGGAACAUCAAUUUCACGUUCUUUCCCACCUGGACAAAGGGACAUUGAAGCUGUUGACUGAGAACGAGCGGUUACUGUGUUUCUCACCGGCUCUGCAAGGCCGCCUCCGAGCUGCCUAUGAGGGCAGUGUUGCCAAGGUCUCUCUGGCGAUGCCACCUUCUGCUCAAGCUGUCUCCUUUCAGCCAGAAACUGACAAUCGCGCUAACUUCUCCAGUGACCGAGCCUUUCAUACUUUCAAAAAACAGAGGGAUGUGUUUUACGAGGUACUUCGAGAGUGGGAAGACCGCCAUGAGGAGCCUGGCUGGGAUUUUGAGAAGGGCUUGGGCAGCAGGAUCAGAGCCAUGAUGGGUCAACUGUCUGCGGCCUGCAGCCACAGCCAUUUUGUUCGACUUUUCCAAAAACAACUUCUCCAGAUGUGUCAGAGUCCUGGUGGUGCUGGGGGCACUGUCUUGGGUGAGGCUCCGGAUGUGUUAAAUAUGCUUGGAGCUGACAAGCUGGGGCGGCUGCGGCGCCUACAGGAACGGCUUGUGGCCCCUCAGAGCAGUGGGGGCCCCUGCCCACCCCCUACCUUCCCAGGCUGUCAGGGCUUCUUCAGGGACUUCAUCUUGAGUGCCAGCAGCUUCCAGUUUAAUCAGCAUCUCAUGGAUAGUCUGAGUUUGAAGAUCCGAGAACUCAACAGCCUUGCCCUUCCUCAGCCUGAGCCUAGUGAUGAGGACGGGGAGUCAGACGUGGACUGGCAGGGUGAACGGAGGCAGUUUGCUAUGGUGCUGCUCAGCCUAAGGCUUCUGGCCAAAUUCUUGGGCUUUGUCGCUUUCCUGCCAUACCGGGGACCUGAACCACCCCCGACCCGUGAGCUCCAGGACUCCAUUCUGUCCCUGAGGAGCCAGGUGCCCCCAGUCCUGGAUGUGCGAGCUCUGCUGCAGCAGGGGCUGCGGACGCGCCGCGCGGUCCUCACGGUGCCCUGGCUGGUGGAGUUCCUCUCUCUGGCUGACCACAUCGUCCCCAUGCUGGACUACUACCGCAGCGUCUUCACUCUCCUGCUGCACCUGCAUCGGAGCUUGGUCUUGUCAAAGGAAAGUGAAGGGGAGAUGUGUUUCCUGAACAAGCUGUUGCUGCUUGCUGUCCUAGGCUGGCUUUUCCAGAUUCCCACAGUCCCUGAGGACCUAUUCUUUCUGGAAGAGGGUCAGUUGGAUGUAUUUGAGGUGGACACAGUAGCUUCAGAGCAUGGCUUGGACAGCAUGCCUGUGGUGGACCAGCACCUGCUCUACACUUGCUGCCCCUAUAUUGGAGAGCUCCGCAAACUGCUCGCUUCAUGGGUGUCGGGCAGCAGUGGACGGAGUGGGGGCUUCGUCAGGAAAAUCACCCCCACCACCACCACGGGCCUGGGAGCCCAGCCUCCCCAGACCACACAGGGGCUGCAGGCACAGCUGGCUCAAGCCUUUUUCCACAACCAGCCGCCCUCCCUGCGCAGGACCGUGGAGUUUGUGGCAGAGAGAAUUGGCUCUAACUGUGUCAAGCAUAUCAAGGCCACGCUGGUGGCAGAGCUGGUGCGCCAGGCAGAGUCGCUUCUUCAAGAGCAGCUGGUGACGCAGGGACAAGAAGGGGGCGAUCCAGCCCAGCUGUUGGAGAUCUUGUGUUCCCAGUUGUGCCCUCACGGGGCCGAGGCAUUGACCCAGGGGCGGGAGUUCUGCCAAAAGAAGAGCCCAGGUGCUGUGAGGGCACUGCUUCCUGAGGAGACCCCGGCAGCCGUUCUGAGCAGUGCAGAGAACAUUGCUGUGGGCCUUGCAACAGAGAAAGCCUGUGCAUGGUUGUCAGCCAACAUCACAGCACUGAUCAGAAGGGAGGUGAAAGCGGCCGUGAGUCGCACGCUUCGAGCCCAGGGUCCUGAGCCAGCUGCCCGGGGGGAGCGGAGGGGCUGCUCCCGUGCCUGUGAGCACCAUGCUCCCCUCCCCUCCCACCUCAUCUCCGAGAUAAAAGAUGUGCUCUCCCUGGCUGUGGGGCCCCGGGACCCUGAGGAGGGAGUUGCCCCCGAGUAUCUGGAGCAGCUGCUGGGCCAACUGGGCCAGAUGCUGCGGUGCCGCCAGUUCCUGUGCCCACCGGCUGAGCAGCAUCUGGCAAAGUGCUCUGUGGAGUUAGCGUCCCUCCUUGUUGCAGAUCAAAUUCCCAUCCUGGGGCCUCCAGCACAGCACCAGCUGGAGAGGGGACAGGCUCGGAGGCUCCUGCUCAUGCUGCUCUCCCUGUGGAAGGAUGACUUUCAGGUGCCAGUUCCACUGCAGCUACUGCUGAGGCCAAGAAACGUGGGGCUUCUGGCAGACACCCGGCCGAGGGAGUGGGACCUGCUGCUCUUCUUGCUCCGGGAGCUGGUAGAGAAAGGUCUGAUGAGACGGAUGGAGAUAGAGGCUUGCCUAGGCAGCCUCCAUGAGACCCAGUGGCCAGGGGAUUUCUCUGAAGAAUUAGCAACACUGUUCAACCUGUUUUUAGCUGAGCCCCAUGUGCCAGAACCCCAGCUAAGAGCUUGUGAACUGGUACAGCCAAACCGGGGGACUGUGCUGGCCCAGAGCUAGGGCUGGAAAGGGUCCCUACUUUAGGCAUCUCACCGGAGCGCUGGAACCCAGCCUGACUGUGCCUCAGGAGGCCCCAGAGCCACCCCAAGUGCCCACUGUGACCCGUGCUGCUGUGAAGUAGCUCCGUCUGUCAUCAGGCUUCCUGCUCACAUAUGAAGGAAGUGUGUGGCUGCCUGGCAUCCCACGGACGGCAGGCUCACCAUCCCAAGUCCGAGAGGAAGAAGGAGGGGUCCCUGGAUUCAGGAUUAUGGUGGAAAAACCUAGAGACUCCAGUCCCGGAGAAGAAGAGUUGGCUUUACUACUUGGAUACUAAGUGAAAUGACCUGUGGGGACUUGUUGACACAAGAUUCGAGCCCCACUUGCUGCUACCCCAGUAUCUCUUAAAGCUUUGUGGUUUGGAAAAUCAUGACAAAGGCAACUGACUUCUACUUAACUUGUGAGUAAAGUUAAACAUGAAUCUUGGGAGUCUACAUUUUCUUACCACCAGGAGCUGGACUGCCAUCUCCUUAAAAAUGUACAACAGAUGUGGGGCUCGCCCGAUAGAAACCUGCCUUUUACCUUGCACCCUGCCUGCCUUCAGUCCCGUGCAGGUAGUAACUUUUGACUCUAGCUCCAUCCAGGGGCCAAGCGCGGGCAGAACACUAGAGCUUUUUAAAAUAAACUGUUUUCUUUACAA
Messenger RNA from Dama dama (fallow deer), 4390 nucleotides. It is a transcript of the gene CDAN1, whose product is annotated as codanin 1. The coding region runs from base 19 to 3714 and encodes 1231 amino acids. Gene Ontology annotation, biological process: chromatin organization. Gene Ontology annotation, cellular component: nucleus. The record is from RefSeq and is a predicted model, not a curated record. The transcript is spliced from 28 exons. NCBI's taxonomy places the organism in Eukaryota, Metazoa, Chordata, Mammalia, Artiodactyla, Cervidae.